Molecule: messenger RNA, 306 nt
Organism: Phytomonas sp. EM1
Lineage: Eukaryota; Euglenozoa; Kinetoplastea; Trypanosomatida; Trypanosomatidae
Source: the annotation of a GenBank genome assembly
UUCCUCGUGUUUAUAUUUCAAGAUGGGCAAGGUCCACGGCUCACUCGCUCGCGCCGGUAAGGUCAAGAACCAGACCCCCAAGGUCGCCAAGCAGGACAAGAAGAAGGCCCCUCGCGGCCGUGCACUUAAGCGCUUAAAGUACACUAAGCGCUUCCUGGCUAAGACCCUGAAGCCUGGCGAGAAGGUGCACAUGAAUAAGCAGCCGCCGGGUAAGGCUGGCUAAGGCAGAUAAAUCACCCGAGAAACAGAACAGGUUUAAUUUAUGCAUCUUAUUUAGUAAAAAAAAUGUGUGAAUGAAGAAUUAAA